AUGGGUUCCAAGUCAGGACUAAACCUGAAUACUCCACCAUCGAAAACGAAACGGCUCCCGGCUAAUGGGUUGCAAGAUAAGGUCAAAACCCCCGCUAAUUCGUCACCAAGUAAAAUAUCGAAGAAUGAGUCGAUAAAUGAAGGGCUAUCAUUUAUAGUGCGCCCGAGCUCAUCAACGGGCUGGGCAACUGUUUUUAAAGUAUACCUCAACCUUGACGUAAUUCGACAGCUCGGUUUUACUGCUGGAGACUUGGUAGUUGUUUCGAAACCUGGAGAAAAGGGUGUUGUAGGCUUGAUAAGUCCAAGUGGGGUAAAGUUAUCGAACCAGAUCGUAGAACUAAAUUCCAGUUUUAGAAAGAUUUUGGGAAUUGUUUCUGGAGAGAGAAUAUCUUUAAAAAAAUUUAAAGGAAGACCAACCAAUGCUAUAUCAGUACAGAUUGGCUGCUUGGACUACGAAAAACUCACGACAGAUGAGAGCAAGGAUCUAGCGAUUAACUCUAUCAAGGCAAUUCUUAAGGACAUAAACUUAAUAUCUCCCGGGUUGAGAUUUGAGCUCAACUCUCAAGCUGAUACUAAAAGUGAAGCAGUUGUAACAAAUAUCAGUGGUUUACCAGAUAUUGAAAAUCUAAAUCUGGAAAGUCGUUCUCAGGGCCAUGGUGAUGAAGACCUCCUUUCUCCUGUGUUUUAUUUCGAUGCCGUCAACACGGAGGUGCUUCUCUCAUCUUCUUGUAACAUUCAGAAUGAUAUUCCAGCUAUGAUUGGGUAUUCCUCUGUAGGCGGAUUAGGAAAACAAAUAGCAUUGCUGCGCUCUAAAAUUGAAUUACCCCUGCAUAAACCUGAGCUUUUCAAACGAUUCAAUAUGGCCCCGGACAGAGGAUUUUUGUUAUAUGGUCCUCCUGGUACGGGUAAAACAAUGUUACUGAGAGCUGUGGCGCAUGAAACUGACGCACAUAUACUUACGAUUAAUGGACCAUCUAUAGUCUCGAAAUACCUUGGUGAAACCGAAUCAUCGCUUCGAUCAAUUUUUCAAGAGGCUCGGGAAUAUGAACCCUCUAUAAUUGUUAUUGAUGAAAUUGAUGCUCUGGUCCCAAAGCGUGAUAGUGAUGAUUCUGGGGAAGCAGAAAGUAGAGUAGUCUCCACUUUGCUAACAUUAAUGGAUGGUGUAGGGUCAACUGGGAAGGUGGUCGUUAUAGGGGCUACUAACCGGCCUAAUUCGAUUGAUCCUGCUCUUCGAAGACCAGGUAGGUUCGGGCAGGAAAUUGAGAUUGGUAUCCCAGAUGCUAUUGGGCGGCUUGAAAUUCUAGAUAUUCAUUUCAGAUCAAUGCCACACAAAUUGAGUCAUGGUUUCAUAGCUGACAUCGCAAGCAAGACGCAUGGCUAUGUUGGAGCAGAUUUGUAUGCGCUCUGUAGAGAUUCAGUUAUGAAGGCUAUUCAAAGAGGAAUAGAUAAUGAUGAAAGCAUUGAACAGAUGGCUGUUGUCGAGGAUGAUAUAAUCAAGGCAAUGUUAGAUAUUAGACCCAGUGCAAUGAGAGAGAUCUUCUUGGAGACGCCUAAAGUCUUGUGGAGUGAUAUCGGUGGGCAAGAACAUGUGAAACAGAAACUCAAAGAAACAGUAGAGUGGCCAUUGUCACAUUCAGAAACAUUUAAUAAGCUGGGCAUUACUCCACCUAGAGGUGUUCUGUUAUAUGGGCCACCAGGUUGCUCUAAAACCCUUAUAGCCAAAGCACUGGCAACGGAAACAGGUUUGAACUUUUUGGCAGUGAAGGGCCCCGAACUUUUUAACAAGUUCGUUGGCGAGUCGGAAAGAGCUGUCAGAGAGACUUUUAGAAAAGCCCGUGCUGCUGCUCCAAGUAUCAUUUUCUUCGACGAGAUUGAUGCUCUAAGUGCUGCUAGGGGUCAUGGAGAAGCAGGAGGUGAUCGAGUGCUUACUUCACUUUUAAAUGAAAUGGACGGAAUUGAAGCACUGAAAGAUGUUAUUAUCAUAGCUGCCACUAAUGUGCCAGAUAUUAUUGAUACAGCGCUCAUGCGACCGGGACGCUUGGACCGCCUCAUAUACGUCGGUCCCCCAGACUUGGAUGCUAGAUUAAAAAUUCUGGCAAUUCGUUUCAACAAAAUGAAGAUAGCCACAGACGUGGACAUAGAAAAGAUAGCGAAAUCCACAGAUGGAUGUUCAGGUGCAGAGGUUGUUGCCUUAUGCCAGGAAGCUGGAAUCCAGGCGAUGAACGAAGAUCUUGAUAUAGAUUGUGUCAGUAUGCGCCAUUUUGAUGCCGCUUUGAAAGGUAUUCGGAAGGGCAUAACAAAGGAUAUCAUAGAUUAUUUUGAAGAAUUUGCCCGCUCAUCUGGCAACUGCCAGUAA
This is a messenger RNA of Sugiyamaella lignohabitans, 2355 nucleotides long. RefSeq names its product AAA family ATPase AFG2 (gene AFG2). Gene Ontology annotation, cellular component: cytoplasm. The coding region runs from base 1 to 2355 and encodes 784 amino acids. The transcript has a single exon. Gene Ontology annotation, molecular function: ATP hydrolysis activity; ATP binding. The record is from RefSeq and is a predicted model, not a curated record. Lineage: Eukaryota; Fungi; Ascomycota; Dipodascomycetes; Dipodascales; Trichomonascaceae.